Molecule: messenger RNA, 1551 nt
Organism: Hemisphaericaspora subhashii
Lineage: Eukaryota; Fungi; Ascomycota; Pichiomycetes; Serinales; Debaryomycetaceae
Gene: LCB4
Product: sphinganine kinase
Exons: 1
Coding region: 1-1551 (516 amino acids)
Biological process (GO): sphingosine biosynthetic process
Cellular component (GO): cytoplasm; membrane; intracellular membrane-bounded organelle
Source: RefSeq, a predicted model, not a curated record
AUGCAAACUAAGAUGAAACUGAGCAUGUCAACUGAGAGGCUCAUCUACAGCAACAAAGGGAGUAUAUUAGCUUCAUUAGAUGAGACUGGUAUUCAAAUAUCUGAACAAUCCUUAUGGGCAAUUAAUGCCGAAGGUACUUCCCAAUCUACAAAAUCAAUAUUAGCUUGCUGUGUUUCACAACCACCAUCAUUUACACAUUCUCAACCUCAUAUUCCAUUUAGAAACAUCUUAUACGCAGAACCUGUUGACGAUGACGAGAAUUCUACUGAAGAUGAAGUUUUAUUAACUUAUAUCUACCCUACAUCAAAAGAUUCAAUCAAGUUAGCAUCAUUGAAAAUACAAAUAACAAAUCCGCCAAACUAUAAUUCCACCACUUCUCUAUCGAAUGUCAUCCUUGAUAAAGCAUAUACCAAUCAUAUAAUAAGACCAUCAAUCUUAGUCCUUAUAAACCCCCAUGGAGGUCAAGGAAAAGCAACUACUAUCUAUAAAUCAGAAAUAUAUCCAAUUUUAAAAGCAGCAAAGGCAAGAAUAACCUAUCAAGAGACAAAAUACCAUGGGCACGGAAUAGACAUCGCUCGUGAGUUAGAUAUAUCAAAAUAUGAUAUAAUAGCCUGUUGUUCAGGUGAUGGUAUUCCUCAUGAAGUAAUCAAUGGAUUCUAUCAACAGAAAGAUAAGGGGGUUGCCGCAUUUAAUAAAAUUGCAAUUACUCAACUUCCAUGUGGGUCAGGGAAUGCACUUAGUCUAAGUACUCAUGGAAGUAAUCAUGCUGGAUUGGCGACGUUUCAAAUGUUGAAAGCAAAACGAACAAAAUUGGAUUUGAUGGCAGUUACGCAAGGUAUGGACCGGCAACAAACUACGAAAUUAUCAUUCUUGACUCAAUGUUACGGGAUAAUUGCCGAUGCAGAUAUUGGGACUGAUCAUUUGAGAUGGUUGGGACCUAUAAGAUUUGAAUUGGGGUUAGCGGGGAAUGUCAUCAUUGGCACUAAAUACCCUUGUGAUUUAUUUGUGAAUUUUUUGAUUCGGGAUAAGGAUGCCAUUCCUACCCAUGUUGAAAUGCAUCGACAAAGAAGUUUAGAAGAGACAGAAUUGCCAAUUAUAACUGAAUAUAAUUUGAGAGUUUCUGGCCCCAGUUUAGAUCAACCAGUGCCAGAAGAUUGGACAAGAAUAUCAAAUGAUGUAACUGAUAAUUUGAAUAUUUUAUAUGUUGGUAAAAUGCCAUAUAUUUCAAAUGAUGCCCAAUUCUUCCCGGCGGCAUUACCCAAUGAUGGGACUAUGGAUAUGGUCAUCACUGACACGAAGACGUCAUUUAUGGAAACUACUUCUAUUUUACUUUCAGUAGAAAAGGGGACUCAUGUACAUAAUAAAAACGUAAAGCAUGCGAAAAUCUUGGGAUAUAGAUUGAUUCCAAGGGUUAAAGAUUCAAAGAAGCAUUAUAUAUCAGUAGACGGAGAAGAGUUUCCGUUUGAACCAUUACAAGUAGAAAUUCUCCCGGGUGUUUUGACUGGGUUGUUACAAGAAGGAACUUAUGUGGAUACAUGCUUUACUAGAUAG